ACCCACAUCCUUGCGGAAUGCCCCCGAACGAGCAGACACAGGCACCUACUAGGACGCAGCAACCAGACCAGGUUCAGAACCCUCGUAGGCAGAGUGAAAGGUGUAGAGAGACUCUCGUCCUUCAUCAAAAAGUCCAGAACAGGCGACAAGCCCAGAUCCGACAAUCGACCCAGGGAAACAUUGCGACUCCUGAGAUAAGGGACGCAGGUUAGACCAGGAAGCGCAACGGACUCAGUAAGGAAACACGACACAGCUGGAGAAUGGAGAUGGAUGAAGGGAAGAGGCGAUCGAGGUACUGAGGCGGGCAGGGUGAACAGACAGACAAGGGGAUGAGAGCGUCAAAAAUUUUUCUUUCUUUUUAUCUCUAUUAUCGACAACACGACAACACCCACAGAUACCACAAACCCCGAGGAUCACUAUCACCCGACGAUACCACCCAGACUACCCACACACUAUGUAUAGAAAGUCCCUCAUGUACGCCACGGUGUACCGAUGGGACAGCCGCACUGCCAUGUCAUCACGAGGCCGCGGGGUAUUAAGAUAGAUUUAU
Messenger RNA from Cantharellus anzutake, 550 nucleotides. RefSeq lists its product as uncharacterized. The transcript is spliced from 3 exons. The annotation marks the transcript as partial. NCBI's taxonomy places the organism in Eukaryota, Fungi, Basidiomycota, Agaricomycetes, Cantharellales, Hydnaceae. The record is from RefSeq and is a predicted model, not a curated record.